Diorhabda sublineata is the source of this 2437-nucleotide messenger RNA. RefSeq lists its product as uncharacterized. The coding region runs from base 19 to 780 and encodes 253 amino acids. The record is from RefSeq and is a predicted model, not a curated record. Gene Ontology annotation, biological process: arachidonate secretion; phospholipid metabolic process. NCBI's taxonomy places the organism in Eukaryota, Metazoa, Arthropoda, Insecta, Coleoptera, Chrysomelidae. The transcript has 2 exons. Gene Ontology annotation, molecular function: A2-type glycerophospholipase activity; structural molecule activity.
UUAAGCGUGUCAGUCUUAAUGUUGGUGUUUGAAGGAGAGGGUAUUUUGAAUUCUCUCAUCAAUAAACUACCUAUUGAACUUCACUUACCUAGCUAUCAGUACUGUGGACCUGGUACAAAAUUGGAAAAACGUCUUGAUCGUGGAGAUCCGGGCAUCAACCCCUUGGACGCUGCUUGUAAACAACACGAUAUUUCUUACUGGAAGAAUAAGUCUCUCGAAGAACGACACAAAGCCGAUCAGAUACUUGAAGAUAAAGCUUGGGCACGCGUCAAAUCAAAAGACGCUUCAAUGGGAGAGAAAGCUGCUGCAUUACUUGUAACAGGCGGAAUGAAGGUGAAAAGAAAGCUGGGAAUGGGUUGUCGUCGUCGUCGCAAACGUCGUUCCUUGCAUCGAGAUGUUAUUCUGAAAGUGGGAAAGUCAUUGAAGAGAGGAACAUCUUUGAAAGACACCGCAACGUUUGCCUUACGAGCAGCCAAAGCACUUAUUAAUGAAUUUGGUGGCAAAAAAGAAGUCGAGGUUCCUCGAGUAAUACCUGUAGCGAAAUCCGGAGGUUUCCUACCACUUAUUCCUUUGUUUGCCGGUCUUUCGGCACUUGGAGCUUUGUCAGGUGGUGCUGCUGGGAUUGCAAAAACCGUCAUUGAUGCUAAGCAUGCGCAAAAGAAAUUGGAGGAAGAUGUACGUCAUAAUAAGGCUAUGGAACGUAUAGGAUCUGGCCUAUACUUGAAAAAGUAUUCAAAAGGUGGAUUUGGAUUGUAUUUAAAAAAACAAAAAAAAAACUAAUAAAGCUACCCAAUCACGCACUAUCUGACUUUGACAUUGCGCAUUAUGCAAAAUUACUUAAAAUACCACAUUUUCGAGGAGUUUUCAUGCGAGACACCCUCCCCAAAGGCGGUCCUCAAAGACAAGAAUGCGCAGUGGUUAAUUUAGAUGUUUCUAAGAAUAGUGGGAGUCAUUGGGUGGCUUACAGAAAGAUAAACAACGAUGUAGAGUAUUUUGAUUCAUUUGGUAAUUUGAAGCCGCCGAAAGAAGUUGUUGAAUAUCUGGGGGGAAAGAGUGCGAGAAUUUUCUACAACAAUACCCAAUAUCAAAACUACAAUCAAAUAAAUUGCGGACAUUUGUGUUUGAAAUUUCUACAGCAACAAUGACGAGCGUAGAACUAUUACUACAACAUAUCUACCAUGGAAAAACAUUGAAUAGUUUUACUGCCGAAGAACUAAAGCACUUUCCCAUUGAACAUCUAAUAGAGUGUGUAAGACCUUGGGAAUUGUUGGAUAUGUGGCAUAAACUUCCCAAUGAAUAUCGAGGAAAUUUUGAACUACAAAUACGACUACCUUGUUUCAUCCAUUACAACCGGCCUGAUUGGACAACACAUUGUGAUGGUCCUCCGAGUUCUCAAGCCACUUGUUUUCUUUGUAACAAUAAAUAGAAUAAACAAGUAGUAUUAUUUAAAUUCAAACAUCACCCGAAUUCCAUUAGUCACCAUGUCACAGUUGCUGAGAGUAAACAGCAUCAAUCAUGAAUUUACCUUUCAACCUACUACGCCUAUUGUGCUCGAUCCGAAUAAUGAUUACGAAAUAGCUUUGCGAUCUUUUCAUUCUUAUCACAGUAUACCAAACAUUGAAAAUUGUAAGUUUUACUACUACGAUACCAAGGGCAAGCUUCAAAGUUUUGAUUUUCCCACAGGAUGUUACGAAAUUGCCGAUCUUGAGGCGUUUAUACGAGAUAAAUUGGGUGUGGACAAUUCAACUAGACCAGAGGGUAUAUUUUCACUAAAACCCAAUCACAAUACGUUGAAAUGUGAAAUUUCCAGUAAAUACAAAAUUUCAUUCAAAGAAGAUAAUAGUCUUGGGAGAAUUUUGGGUUUUUCACCGAAAAUACUCGACGCAAACAAAAUACACUCGUCAGAUCUCCCCGUCAAAAUCAUUAAAGUAUCUAGUAUUCGCUUCGAUUGUAACAUUACCACUGGAGCCUUCGAUGCAAACAGACCUGCUCAUACUAUAUACGAAUUCGUCAUACAAGUGGAUCCAGGAUAUUCCAUAGACGAAAUUCCUCAUAAUUUGCUCUAUUUACCUGUUAUACCACAGCGUGAAAUAACCAAUAUCACCGUCAUCGCUUUAGACCAAGACGGUCAGCCUGUAAACUUUCGUGGAGAAUUAAGUACGUUGGUGUUGGAGCUUAGAGCGCGCGAAGCAAAUGGGGCUAAUAAUAAAUCAUAAAAGACAGUCUACAGAGCAUUCAACUUCAUUAGAUAAGCUACCAUCAAAGCUGAAGCAACUCACGUUCGCAAACAAAUUGGUUCUGCAAUCGUUGGGUUUUAAAUUGAAAAAAAAUGACAACAAUGUAUGGAAAACGUCAACGCCAAAACGACAACAUGCCUCCAAUGUUUGAUAUCUACCGUAAGCCGAUGUUUGACGAUUCAAUUCGAAAGGCUGAAUAC